Theileria parva strain Muguga is the source of this 1437-nucleotide messenger RNA. RefSeq names its product Alpha/beta hydrolase family protein. The transcript has 7 exons. Gene Ontology annotation, cellular component: membrane. Gene Ontology annotation, molecular function: palmitoyl-(protein) hydrolase activity. The coding region runs from base 210 to 1394 and encodes 394 amino acids. Lineage: Eukaryota; Apicomplexa; Aconoidasida; Piroplasmida; Theileriidae. The record is from RefSeq and is a predicted model, not a curated record.
CAUAAGUACAACUGUUUAUAUUUUUUCACCAAAAAAUGUAUUUUAUUAAUUAGUUUGAUUUUAAAAAUUUUAACAUUCAUGUAAUUUAACUAUUUGUUGCAUAUACACAUAAUUUAAACCUGAUCAAUCAUGUAUUAUAUGUACAAUUUCAAACAUUACUAUUUUAACCCAUUUAAACUGUAAAAUAUUUAACAAAAAGCAUACAUAACAUGGGAAAUGCGAAAUCAAUUGCAAAUUCAAUAAUAUUCCCAGCCCCUCAAGCCUCGUACGAUCAUAACCUUCCUGAAUUAGUAUGGGUUCCAAAGAACUUUGCAUCUAAAGAUUUAAACAUCGACAAACCCUCGUCUCGAUCCUUCCCAGUUCUGUUUAUCCGAUCACCUCAACCCUCAAGCCUAUUUUUUAUAUACUUGCACGCAAAUUGUUGCGACAUUGGACUCAUUAAACCAGAACUGUAUGAUAUCUCGGAAGCCAUCGGAGCAUCUAUAGUAGCUGUUGAGUACCCAGGAUACGGAUUAUCUCCAGAGAUAUCAGUAACUACAGGACCCUCAGUGAAUUUGCGAGUUAUCGCUACAUUCCAUUUCCUACUCUCACUUGGUGUUCACCCAAGCUCUAUAGUCUUUUUCGGUCGAUCUAUCGGAACUGGACCGGCAGCAUGUAUAGCUGCACAUUUUGUAAAAAAAGGAAUUAAAUGUGGAGGAGUUAUAUUGCAGGCACCAUACGUAUCGAUCCAUAAGAUAGUUCAGGAGUACUUCCCGCUUGGCUCAUGGCUAAUUGAUAAUUUCUGGGAUCUUGAACAGGCAUUGAAGGACAUGUCACCAUCAGUGCCACUUCUGAUUAUACACGGACUACUGGAUGAGAUAGUCCCAGUAUCCCAUGGACAAAGAUUGUAUGACUCUUACGAAUCUGAGAAUAAGAUGGCCGAUUUUCAACCUAACUCAAAACACAACUACUAUUCAAUUAAUGAGGAUUUAAUUGUUCCAAUACGGAAGUUUUUGAACAAAUUUAACAUAUCGGCAUAUAAUCCACCAAUGGAAAUAACACUACCCAGGUGGUGCCUUUCUAAGUCUAAGAAUGUGUUGAGAAGGAGAAGGUCAAAUAACUCUGAUAAAUCUUUCAAGACUACAACUGAAUCCAUGAGAUCACUAACGCUAAGCUCGUCUAGGACUAGUUCAAUACAUACUAGAACCCAGGUUUCCACAGCCAGAACAAGUGUGAGUGCCUCCUCACUACUUCAAGAAUCAAUACCGCCUGAACUCGACUCAGACGUCAAUCGCAGCAUUUGUCAUAGUAAUUUCUCAUCAUCACUGGAGGGCCUGUGCCAACGCAACUCAAUCAACAACGAAGACAUUUCAGACAUGGUAAACGACGCAAUCACUAGAAAUAAUAAUCCAUGAUAUUUUAAUAUACUUCAAAUUUUAAUAUACUAUACCAAAUUAA